Molecule: messenger RNA, 507 nt
Organism: Branchiostoma floridae (Florida lancelet)
Lineage: Eukaryota; Metazoa; Chordata; Leptocardii; Amphioxiformes; Branchiostomatidae
Product: histone H2B
Exons: 1
Coding region: 35-397 (120 amino acids)
Biological process (GO): nucleosome assembly
Cellular component (GO): nucleosome
Molecular function (GO): protein heterodimerization activity; DNA binding; structural constituent of chromatin
Source: RefSeq, a predicted model, not a curated record
ACCCCAUUGUUCGUCAACUACAGCGCUGGGAACAAUGCCGCCCAAAAGUGGAAAAGCCGCCAAGAAGGCCGGAAAGGCAAGGCCCGCCGGAGCCAAGGGCAAGAGGAGGAGAAAGAGGAGGGAGACCUUCGGUGUCUACAUCUACAAGGUCCUCAAGCAGGUGCACCCCGACACCGGUGUCUCUAGCAAAGCCAUGGGCAUCAUGAACUCCUUCGUCAACGAUAUCUUCGAGCGUAUCGCCGCUGAGGCUUCCCGCCUGGCUCACUACAACAAGCGCUCCACCAUCAGCAGCCGUGAGAUCCAGACCGCCGUGCGUCUGCUCCUGCCUGGUGAGCUGGCCAAGCACGCUGUCAGCGAGGGCACCAAGGCCGUCACCAAGUACACCAGCUCCAAGUAAAUCGACGUGAACCAGAAAAACCACCGGCCCUUUUCAGGGCCACCCAAAUCUUUCGAAAGAAUUGUAUCUGUAUUUCUCAUUUACUAUAAAUUGCUUUUGCACUAGCUGUG